Molecule: messenger RNA, 1384 nt
Organism: Nasonia vitripennis (jewel wasp)
Lineage: Eukaryota; Metazoa; Arthropoda; Insecta; Hymenoptera; Pteromalidae
Product: delta(3,5)-Delta(2,4)-dienoyl-CoA isomerase, mitochondrial
Exons: 7
Coding region: 288-1274 (328 amino acids)
Cellular component (GO): mitochondrion
Molecular function (GO): delta(3,5)-delta(2,4)-dienoyl-CoA isomerase activity
Source: RefSeq, a predicted model, not a curated record
GAGUUCACCGAUAAAGAAAUUUGCUGAGUGACGUGAUAUCACUGUCAAAUUUAUGUUAACAAUAUGUGCAUUAGAAAAUUCAGUGUUUUUACAUCUAUUACAUAGAGAAUUAGAGUCCAAGUUGUGCACUUGCAUUUGUUCCUUUAGCUGAAUAAAACUGUGCCGUCACACAUCCAUAUAAACAACUUCGAAUCUUCUUAUUUUAGUUAAAGGCUUAAAGCGGACUAAACGAAAGUUUCUGAAAGCCAAACUAAAAAAAACGCUUUGUUUUGCUUGUGCACAUCAGUAUGCAACCGCAUCGUCGCAGCGCCAGCUCACUGAUAAGGCGCAGCGAAUGGAGAGGAAAAAUGGCGGUGACCGGUGGAUUUUUUGUCAGAGACCAGGGUCCGCAAGGUUUUAGAAAUACGAGGAAUAUUAUUAGCAAGAGUGUGUCAUCAAUGGGACUUAAAAAUUACAAUACUUUGGCUGUCUCUGAGCCUUCAGAAUAUGUAUUUCAAGUGCAACUCAAUAGACCAGAAAAAUUAAAUGCCAUUAAUCAUGACAUGUGGUUAGAAAUUAAAGAAUGUUUUGACGAAUUAUCUGAAAAAGCAGAAUGCAGAGUUGUGAUUUUGUCAGCAGCUGGGAAGAUAUUUAGUGCUGGCAUAGAUUAUGUGGAUGCUAUGAAAUUAUUUCAAGAAUUCGAUGAAUCAAUGGAUGUUGCACGAAAAGCUAAAAUAUUAGCAAAAACAAUCAAGCAAUAUCAAGAUUCAUUAACUGCUAUAGACAAAUGUGUUAAACCAGUGAUUGCUGCUGCUCAUGGAGCAUGUGUUGGUGGUGCAGUGGAUAUGUUAUGUUCUACUGAUAUUCGCUAUUGUUCAUCAGAUGCUUGGUUUCAAAUUAAAGAAGUAGAUUUAGGAUUAGCUGCUGAUGUUGGUACAUUACAAAGACUGCCAAAAAUUAUUGGAUCACAAAGUUUAGUUAAAGAUCUUGCUUAUACAGCUAGGAAAAUGUUUGCACCAGAAGCACUCACAUGUGGCUUUGUGAGCGAAGUUUUACCUGAUCAUAAAAGUUUGAUGGAUAAAGCUUUGGAUGUUGCAAAACAAAUUGCUACCAAAAGUCCAGUAGCUGUACAAACUUCAAAACUUAACUUAAAUUAUUCAAGAGAUCACACUGUUGAAGAAAGUUUAAACCACAUUGGGAUGAGAAAUCAAAUGAUGCUACAAAGUGAAGACUUUAUUAAUGCAGUAACUGGAGCAGUGACUAAGAGUGACCCACCAGUUUUUUCAAAAUUGUAACAUGGAGUAUGGGAUAUCAUUUUUUAUAUACUAAAUAUUUUAUGUAAAAGAAGUUAUUUUUUUAUAAAAUACUUUGUAAUUUGUUAAUAAAAAAUAUAUGUUAUUUUCAA